Monoraphidium neglectum is the source of this 552-nucleotide messenger RNA. RefSeq lists its product as hypothetical. NCBI's taxonomy places the organism in Eukaryota, Viridiplantae, Chlorophyta, Chlorophyceae, Sphaeropleales, Selenastraceae. Gene Ontology annotation, molecular function: ATP binding; ATP hydrolysis activity. The record is from RefSeq and is a predicted model, not a curated record. Gene Ontology annotation, cellular component: mitochondrial outer membrane. The coding region runs from base 1 to 552 and encodes 183 amino acids. The transcript is spliced from 7 exons.
AUGCUUGGGGGCCUCAUGUUUGCCCUCAAGAUCACUCUGUCCUACAUGGACCCCUACCGGGAGCAGCGCAAGGAGGCCAAGCGGCAGGCGCUGCUGCUGAAGCAGCGGCUGGGGCGCAGCCUGGUGCUAAAUGAGUAUGAGCAGCUGCUGGCGGCGAGCGUCCUCAACCCACACCAGAUCGACGUCUCCCUGGACGACGUGGGCGGCCUGGACGGCGUCAAGAGGGACAUGCGCCUGCGCGUGCUGCGCCCGCUGCGCGAGCACGACGCAGUCAGCGCGCUGCUGUGGCGGCCGGUGAAGGGUGUGCUGCUGUACGGGCCCCCCGGCACCGGCAAGACGAUGCUGGCCAAGGCCAUGGCGCGGGAGGCGGACUGCUUCUUCCUGAACAUCACGGCAUCCGCUGUGCUGUCAAAGUGGUACGGGGACGCAAACAAGGUGCAGGCCAGCCCGAUCGGCAACCCAGCGGGCCGCGCCCUCGCGCCGCCGCCCCCGGCCCCGCUCAGCCCCGGCCGCUUGUUCGCGAGGCGCGGGCGGCUGGCGCUCCGCCUUUGA